GUUAUUAGAAAUUAUGAAAAACUACUAUUGUUACCUGCAUUACAAUGUGCUUUUGUGUCCGGCUUAUUUUCACUUCUUUUUUCUUUUUUAGUAAGCAUUCGAUUAACGCGGUAUUAAAUACUUAGGCUACCGGAUGUUCUCGUUGAUAUUAAAAUUCACAUCGCUUGUAUGUUGAUUAAUUGAGCAAACUCAAAUUAGAAUUAGACCAUACAUUUUGUUUCAUGCUCUCUUGUUAACACAACCCAUUAUUUUGACUCAUUUCGACCGGAUAUCCGGUCGAGCACAUAACGUGCUAUUGCUAACGGCUGAUAUUAACAAAUUCAUUUCUAAUAGAAAUUUAUAAUUGCCACUCGCCUGAACAAAAUUUGAAUUCGUUCAUAUCUCGUGUAUUAGGAAUAUGUGACAAAUAACAGCGAGAAUCUUCCGUCUCCAUUUAGUGGUAUUUACUGCAAUGUGAUGAAGAAGGACACCUCUCGAAAUCGAUUUAUGCGGUGCUCCGAUUGGCUGGCCGAGUGACGGGCGCGGAAGCGCGCGCAUCCGGACCGGAGGCCGUCAUGGCGCCACUGGUCGCGCCGAAUACAAAAUGGCGGCGCGAAAAGAAACGCGAGUCUCAAGGGAGAGGUGGCAGCAAUCGAGGUGCGAAAAUCGAGCCUUGAGAUCUCACACGGCCACGAAAUCGAGAGGAAAAUGAGCGGAGUAACGACGAUGUACUCGGUCAAGCCGAUAUUCUCUCUGUCGGAGCCGAUGGUCCGGUCCCCGUGCAUGUACACCGUACGCAAUAUUCACUUGCAGCCGGAGCAGGCCAGCCAUGCGGAUCCCGAAAGCAGGAUAGUGUCGAGUAUCACUCAGCAGGUUGUCAGCUUUCUGCAGAGUCCUCUUCCCGAAGUAUCGAUGUUGGAAGCGAGGCAAGAAAAGAUCUUGAAGCAACUGGCGCAGCUGAAGGAGCAAGUGUCCGUCCUUCACAAUGUUUUGAAACAUUCCAGCAAAGAAAAGGAAUCUUUGACGCCAGUGUCCGAUGUUAAAGUGCAGGUGCCAGUUCACGUGGAUCUUAUUAUAAAUGCAAAUCUGUCGAGACCUCCGUUCUGUUUGCUGGGUCUGCAGUCCAUCUGGAAAGACACCACUUUCAAAUUGUCUUCCUACGUUCACUCCUCAUUUGCUGGGAUUAUCCCUGAUUUUCUAUUAGUCGAAAAGGAGGUGUCACUUGGGAACACUGUAAACGUGUCCUUGAUAUGGAAGGAAGUCAACGAUUUAGAGGUAUUACCUUCAGGAUUGCCGAUUCAUUUGUUCCUGGGUGAAGUGAAUGCGCUGAGGUUUUUGUGCAGAAGUUUCACAGCGCAUAAUUACGAAGCAUUAUUAAAUCCAGUAGAGUCGAGCAGGAUCGAUUCCAUUUUAGACUCGUGCAGUAGUCUUGUCCAUAGUGAAUCUACAACGGAUAUGCAAGUAAUAUUAGCGAAGCUAAACGACGAAUUGAAGAAAAAUCAAUGGUUAUCCGGUAAAAAAGAACCCAACGUCGCAGACGUGGCAGUCUGGUCAGUGAUAAAACAGACUUCUCUAAAGAAGUUGCCAUCCAAUCUGACCGCUUGGCACAAAAGAUGUGACAAAACAUUUAUGUUUACUUGAAUGUUAUUAUUCUUGUAAUUUUAUAUGAAUAGAAUAUGUAGGAAAGGAGAUAUUUAUUUUUAUUUUAUAAAAUUGAGAUGUAACGUAGCCAAAAAGAAGAAAUAACUGCGCCUAGUUUAAGUCAGAAUUGUAGAUUUUAAUUUACAAGCAUAACUCGCACUCUCGUAGAAACAGAUAGUAUAAAUGGAUAAGAAUUCUCAAUGACACUUCGUUACGCUAUUAUAUUCCAGACGCUAGUCUAAUGUAAAUCACUCAAAAAUUGAUCUAAAACAAGUAUUGGCAGUGCUCCUCGAAAGAGAAGUGAAACCAUCUCGCGCAGUCGUUCACCGUAAUCAAUUAAUGCAGUUCGGGACGUAAUUAAUUUUGCCCUCGACUAUUACAUAGUCAAAAGUUAUUCCUUCAUUUUACUACACCGGUCGCCAACGGCGGAGUGUUUAAGCUCCCGGCAACAUCCUUUGCGGCUAGAAAGUCGAGAACGAAAGGCCGAUGAGAGAUGCAAUUUAAAAAUUACGAAGUAGAUACACAAAACGCGACUCUUCGGUUCUCGACUUUCGGGAGCUCGAGCUCUGGCGCGCCUUUAGCGCGGUGAAAUCGUUAAAUAUAAAUACUUAAACAUCAGCCUUUUUUUCUAUUAUCUUAGACGCGUCCUAGAGAGUACAUGUGGAGUAUAAAAUCGUAUCGACGUUAAUAACAGCUGUGCCGUUCGCGUCGAAAGGCAAAGCGACAUGAAUUUCGUACAGCGGAAGUGAUUACUUGAUUGGCUUGCCUUACAAUUGCAGAAAUCGCAAUCACAGCCCUCGUCACUUAUUACAAUUCGCGUGACAACAGAGGCAACGCGACUUAUGGAAAAUAGGAGGAAUGACGUUGCGGGAUCUUCUUUUUUUUUUUUGCCUGGUCUAGCUGCGAAUGACAAAACGUAAAUUGACAAUUAGCUCCUCAGUGUACGCGAUUUUCGAUUCACCGAGAGUUGCGCACCGAGUAUCUAUACGGCAAUGGCCACCUUAAAAAGGAAACGCUCUUCCUUUUUACAUACCUAUAACUGGGCGCGAGAGAAGUCGAAGAGCUUAUUUCUAAAAUCUAGUUAAUUGAUAAUGUAAAUACAAUCUGUAGCUAGAAGGCAAAGCGGUACUCAUUUUCUAGUUAUUCCUAAGAAUUAUUUCGCUGGAUUGAAAAACAUGCUUUCGAUGGAUCUGUAAUUAAUCUAUAUCGAGGUCAGGAAAACCCAGAUUUCAUUUUUGGAGGUUUCGUGCCUGAAAUUUAAACUUUUACUAUUUAACAAAACGUGGGUGAAGCUCAAUGCUGUGUGUAUGUAUAUAUUUUUUAAGAUGAGAGCGGGUGAUGUAUCGAGAUGAAAUGGUCAUUAAUUGUAUAACGUUCUUGAAUUACUCCCUUAUUGCACAUUGCGUUAAGAUAUUAUUUAUAUUUAAAUUGUAAUGACUCAGAACGGGAACGUAGUUAAUUUAAUUUAGUAUUUAAAUAUCAAACGUUUGGUGGGCAUAUAUAUUCGCGGUAUCACUGAAUGCAAGAAAGUUAUUGCCGACUUAAAAUUGAAUAUUUUGUACCCUGCAUACUUAACUAGCUUAAUCCUCAACGUAAUUCGGUAGAUCAUUAAGGCCACCAUUUUAACUAGGCUUUUGACACGAGACAUUAAUUAUUGUGACGUAACGUAUAAACGGUUCAACAACGCGUCCCUUUCUUUAAA
Molecule: messenger RNA, 3322 nt
Organism: Orussus abietinus
Lineage: Eukaryota; Metazoa; Arthropoda; Insecta; Hymenoptera; Orussidae
Product: aminoacyl tRNA synthase complex-interacting multifunctional protein 2
Exons: 4
Coding region: 688-1620 (310 amino acids)
Cellular component (GO): aminoacyl-tRNA synthetase multienzyme complex
Source: RefSeq, a predicted model, not a curated record